AUGCAAUGCUAUAUGCACAUGUAUCGACAAACAAGUUUAGUUGAUAAAAAGCUCAUGGAAAUUUCCGAAAAGGUGGACAUUGCUGUGCAGACUGAUCCAGUCAAAGUCUGUGAUUCGUAUACAAUGAUGGAUACAACAACAACUACAACAACAGCAUCUUACAUAAACAUUGGUUCACCAGCUAAACGACGUGCUCUUCAUUCGAUCUCGUCAGAUGGUAACACACCAUCUCAAAAUAACGAUACGAUUGAAAUGCCCCUUAUUCGUGUUCCAUUUUCGAGACGCUACUGCUUUAAUAAAAUAAGCCAGCUUACAAAAAUGAAUGACAAACUUGUUAAGGAAAAUGAACAGCUGCAUCAUUCAUUAGUGAAAAUUCAAUCUGAAUUGCUUGAAAAACUUCCUCUUACAAUUGAACAACAGCUUCAGGUAUUAAUUGGUUUGGGUGAAAAUACAUUAAAAGUCAAUGAUUUAGAAACAGAACAAUUAUUGACGUCAAUAACUUCUGCGGCAAUUACAACAUUUUCCGGUGCAUCACCAACCACCGCAACUACCAAUUUAAUCCGUUACACUCUUGAUUUAUUAAUAAAAAAUAAAAUUGAUAUGAAACUAUUUUGUGAUAAAUACUGGAAAAAUUUUGAACGUACAAAUGAUCAGGAAAUAUUAAAAUUAAAAAAAUUCUUUACAGAACUUGUAUUUGAAUCAAAGUCAAUUGUUUUGAUCGAACAUUUGGCAGAGUCAAUUAAACGUCAAGUAUCAUAUAAAUCUGAACUUAAUGAUUUAUUAGUCAAUCUAGGUAAAAGAACUAUUGUUAAUGAAAAUGAUCCUCUCUGUGCAUCAAUGUGUAGUAUUAUCGGACAAUUAGUUGUAACAUAUUUUACAAGUUCGUUGAUUUAG
This is a messenger RNA of Didymodactylos carnosus, 894 nucleotides long. Lineage: Eukaryota; Metazoa; Rotifera; Eurotatoria; Philodinida; Philodinidae. The record is from the annotation of a GenBank genome assembly.